AUGAUAGUAAUUGCAUCUUCUGGCCGAUUAACCCGCCGAGCAAUCUCAAGUGAGCUAUUGGAACGAUUCACUCUGUUCUCCCAGUUCGCAACCCUAUCGGCCUGCGACCAAAACAUCAACCACACGGGCCAAAGUCUGACUUGUGAUUACGGCACCUGCCCACUCGUAGCAGCCGACAAUACGACAGUAAUUAAUGCAUUCCACAGCGACAACGGCCCGACAGGCUACAUCGCCCUGGACCACACCCGGGAACUGGUCGUACUUGCAUUCCGCGGAACGGUAUCCAAAAGCGACGGCGACGCAGAUCUCGAUAUCGCCCUCACCCCGAUUGACGAUGUGUGCACCGGAUGCAGAGCCCAUCAUGGGUUCUGGGUUUACUGGAGCGCUGUAGCAAGCCAGGCGACAUCCCAGCUCCACGAUGCAACCAGCACAUAUCCGGGAUAUAGGCUGAGCAUUGUAGGACAUAGUCUAGGUGGGGUUAUUGCCGCGCUAGCAGGGACUGUUCUUCGAACACAGGGGUUCAGUCUGGAUGUUUGGACAUUUGGAGGCCCGAAACCAGGAAACUUGAAACUGGCCGAGUUCAUCACCAACCAACAAGCGCCAAACAGCAUCUACCGAGUCACGCAUACUACAGACCCUGUUCCGAAGGUACCGCUCAACCUGCCGUUCUUCGAUUGGAGUCAGCCUUCGCCUGAAUACUGGAUUACUCAGGAGACUGGAGUUCAGGUCACUACUAAUGGGGUGCAGUAUGUUGAAGGGAUCAAUAGUAAGGCGGGGAAUGCUGGUUCGGAUGGGGAUUUGAGGUGGCCGAAUCCUGAACAUGGAUGGUAUUUUGGGAAUAUGAGCGUGUGCGCAACUCCAAUAGAUGCAUAG
Molecule: messenger RNA, 873 nt
Organism: Penicillium egyptiacum
Lineage: Eukaryota; Fungi; Ascomycota; Eurotiomycetes; Eurotiales; Aspergillaceae
Source: the annotation of a GenBank genome assembly